Messenger RNA from Orbilia oligospora ATCC 24927, 2040 nucleotides. RefSeq lists its product as uncharacterized. The coding region runs from base 1 to 2040 and encodes 679 amino acids. The record is from RefSeq and is a predicted model, not a curated record. The transcript is spliced from 2 exons. Lineage: Eukaryota; Fungi; Ascomycota; Orbiliomycetes; Orbiliales; Orbiliaceae.
AUGGAGCAGACCAGGAUGGCAAUACGGCAGCUAUGGGAAACUUGGUAUGGAGACAUUCCGGGAUGGGUUCCGACCAACAAGAACGUCCUAGCUAUGGAGGAGAUUGCAGAGGCAAAUGCACUUGUAGAUGAUGACCAAGAAAAUGGAGAACUUCAUUUCGACGGAGAAAGCUUUCAACCCGGCCAAGAGCGACUCAUAAAAUUAUCAGAUCAGGUAGUCUCCCUCUCGAGCGCUGGGGACUAUGUUGCAGCAAGGAAGUCGAUAGGGAUGGCGCUUCAUACCCUUCAGGAUUUCUAUGCUCACUCCAGCUGGGUCGAGGCAUUGAAUCAAAAAAACGCAGGGGAUCGAAUAUACCCGGGACUUGGAUACCCUAAUACAAUGAUUUACCCCCUUGGCCCUAAAGUCAAGACCUGCUCGAACUGUCGUGCUCAGGUGGCGGUAUUCUGUGGCGAUUGCGACGGAAAUAUCAAGUCAAUUGAUCUCACAUCAGGUUAUUAUAGUGGGGAACCAGCUUUCAAGAAAAAGUCUAGCGCAAAGUGUAGCCAUGGCGGCCCACUCGACUUUUCAACUAUGUAUGACCUGGGUAUCAUUGACUCGGCUGACCUUUUAUUUGGAAAGGAAUACGAAAAUGGCUCUAUAUCAGAUCCUUCAGCCCCAACUGUCUACGACUUUAGGAUAAGCACUUUACAGCCUCACAAACGAGACUUAGUGGCGAGGGCUGCGGUUCUGGAUCAUAAAAUGCAUACGGUUGUCAUGGCCGAUAAUGUUCAUGAGCAUGGGAAAGCGCUGGUACAGGCGAGAGUUGGAGGAAAUAGAAAGCUUUACCCAAUUCAAAUACUAAAACGAGAUUCACACGGGGAUGAGCCAUCGCCCGAUGACUAUGGCUGGAGAGAAAUAGCUAUUGCUACCGGGGGGCACCUAAUUACGUUCCCUGAAAACGAGACAGCUGAAGCUAACGCCCUUUUGGAUAUUCUGUCACGGCCAAACCAUGCCGAGAUUCUUUCAGUGGCAGCAACCAGUAGCGAGGAGAACCCUGGCUGCGAAUUUAUCUUCCCAAUCGACUCUAGUUUAAAGUCGCUGGUAAUAUCUACAAGCGGGGUUUCAUCUUUAAAAUUAUUUAACUCUAAUGGAUCUCCCUACAGUUCAUCAUCUACAACCGAUACCAACAUCAGAAGAGUCGGAAACACCAUUGCCCUCAAUUUUACCUCGAUGACAAUUCCGCCCCCUGGUUUCUACCGCAUUUCUCUAAAGUCUACUACCCAUUACACUCUAUCCAUAUCCGGGGAGAGUAGUUUAUCUAUAGUAUCAUUUUAUCUCGCCGAAGCUGGGGGUCGGCCGCAACAUCGCGCAUACUUCCCAAUUCCAAGCUAUCCCAUCGUUGGUGAGAAGUCAAUGGUGAAGGCGCAUAUUCACGGUAAUUUCACGGAUGCAAAAUUUGAGUUUCGUACCAAGGGGGGUGCCCUGAUCGCCUCCCAGGAUACAGUUCGCAGAGAGGUAGAUCCUGAAGACACUGCAACAAUGUUUUACGGUAAUAGCACAGCAAUACCUGAGGGCGAAUUCAUGGCCUACCUCACGGGUAUAAAUGACGAUGGCGAUGAAUUCCAAAGAGUGGUUCCUCUUAUGCUAUCGUCUUCUAAACUAAAGCUUACUGCACCCACUAUACAAAGAAUGACGGCCGGCGAACCACAAAAGGUUACUAUUGGGCUCACGAAUUUUAACAGUGUCCCAGACACUUACGAUGUCUUCGCAGUUGAUAGCAAAGAUUCUAUUGUAGAAGUCACUCAUGCGAGUGUCUAUUUAGAGCCGGGGGCGUCUGGAUCUUUCGAUGUCCAUUUGCUCCCCAAAACUAACUCUACUAUUGGUAUGACUGGGAUUGUUUUUGGAGCGAAGGGUCGGACGACGCAGGGAAAUAUGUCCUUACAGCGAUUCGUCCUGGAGCCCGAAGCAAAACCUCUAUCAUACUCAAGGAUCAAGUACCAUCAAUAUGCGAACGAGACCGGACAGUUGAUUGAGAGACUUAAAAUGGGCAAGAAAAGGUAG